Lolium rigidum is the source of this 2301-nucleotide messenger RNA. Its product is annotated as B3 domain-containing protein LOC_Os12g40080-like. The transcript has 7 exons. Gene Ontology annotation, molecular function: DNA binding. Bases 45 to 2075 code for a protein of 676 amino acids. The record is from RefSeq and is a predicted model, not a curated record. Lineage: Eukaryota; Viridiplantae; Streptophyta; Magnoliopsida; Poales; Poaceae.
CUAGAAGGAGCACUCUGGUAUUUCGUUCCUAUUUUUGAUUUGUCAUGGCGCUGGAUCAAGGUCAUGAUCAAGAUAAUAGGACUGAUCACAACAUCAGCAGCAAAUCCUGUCAGAGAUGUGAGGGCUGCGAUGCACAUUACUAUUGGUGUCAUCUGGAUAAUACCCAGAAGUUUUUCUUCAAGAUCAUGGUUGGCGAUUUCCAAGAAAAAAUGAUCAUACCAGAUAAGUUUGUGAAAAAUUUUAAAGGUCAGAUUUCUAAAGUUAUCAAGCUAGAAGCUCCUGACGGGAACAAAUAUGAUGUUCAGGCUACCAGGGAUCUGAACAAGAUAGUACUUGGAUCUGGAUGGGCAACAUUUGCCACCUUUUACGAAUUAAAAGAGGGCUGUGUGCUUGUGUUCAGGUACAUUGGGGAUUCUCACUUCCGGGUUCUUAUAUUUGAUUAUCCAAGUUGCUGCGAGAAAGAGGUUUUCCAUGUUGUCAUCAAUUAUGGCUCUAAUGAUCAAGAAAAAGACAUUCGUUUUGAUCAAUCACUAGUGAGCAAAACACGAUGCCGGAAUGAUGGAUCAGGCAAAGAUGAAUCCCAUCAAAGGUGUGGCCACUGCGACGUUCAUUUCUAUUGGCAUCACAUGGAUGAUAGGGAGAAGCAUUUCGUGAGGUUCAUGAUUGGCAAUUUCCGGCGACAAAUGAGCAUACCAGAGAAAUUUGUGAAAAACUUCAGAGGUCAGAUCUCUGAAGUUAUCAAGCUAGAAGCUCCCGAUGGAAACAUAUAUGACAUUCAGGUUACCAAGGGUCUGAACAAGAUAGUCCUUGGAUCUGGAUGGGCAGCAUUUUCCAAUGCUUAUGAACUAAAGGAGCAUGAUGUCUUGGUGUUCAGAUAUAUUGGGGACUCACACUUCAAAACACUAAUCUUUGAUCCAAGUGGCUGUGAGAAAGAAUUAUUCCGCGUUGUCAUGAAGCGCGCUCCUAAUGUACAAGAAAUAGGGAUUUCUGACGAUCAGUCAUUCCCUGAGGAAACAAUGCCUCGAGAAAAACUAUCACAUGAUGACUAUUGUAGGAAUACUAACAAGAUGACUUCAAUGGACUCGCCUUCACCAAGAUCAGAUGAACAUGUCACGUGUACAGAAGACCCUCAGGAAACCAUGAAUUCAGGUAGCCUUCAGGAAAUCACUAAGCCUCACUAUGUCCUAGCGACGGGGUGCAAUCUUACUGCAAUGCAGCAGACAGAAGUUGACGUCCUUGUGAAGAAAAUUAGGCCCGUAAUUCCAUUUUACAUCACCACCAUGAACAAGACAAGUCUGUCUGGAUCUCUGGCCUUCUGCAAGGAUUACGCUGUCACUUACCUUCCACAUGAAGAUCAGUUCAUCACACUCUGCCAUCCUCAGAAAAGCAGCAUAUGGGUAGACAAUUUGAAGGUUAUCACUGAUGGUGCAAGCAUGCUUUCUGCUGGCUGGCUGUGCUUCGUUCACCAUAACGAGUUGCGGGAAAGUGAUAUAUGUGUAUUCGAAGUAUCGAAAAGCGAUGGUGAAGUGACCAUGGUUGUUCAUUCUCUUGAAGGAGGUCAUUGCCUACCAGGGAAAAAUCCUGUAUCUCAAAGUUUUAUAGUUAAGGAUGAGGUGACCGAAGAAGAGGAAAGAGAUGAUGAACACACCGAGUCAGAGUACUACUACUCAAGGUUUGCAAAGUUCCUGACUGACGAGGAGCAAGAGGACAUAUUUGGGUCGGCAUCAAUCCAACUGGGCAACCCUGUAUACGUUGCCGUCAUGCAGAAGAAUCACGUUAGCGGCAGGAACUUCCUGAUCAUCCCUAGCAAGUUUGCCGCUAAGCAUCUCGCGGAGAGGUCACACGACAUCCUGCUCGUCAGACCCAACAGGAAAGGGUGGUGCGUCAAGUACUACUACCAGGAAAGGUAUACCCGGGGGGGUUUCACCUGCACGCGCUGGAACAAGUUCAUCCGUGACAACAAGCUUCGCAAGGGCGACGUUUGUGUCUUCGAGCUGUUGAAAGGCAUGAGCAAGGUGACAAUGAUGGUCCAUGUUUCCAGGAAGGUCGAUGGUAGGUUCGUUCUGGUGGGCUAAGUUCCAGUCUACGUAUACUCAGCCUCUCUUGUCUAGUUUGUUGACCAACUGGUGUGAAGUGUAGUUCAUGGUAUCUGUAGCCUGAAUAACGAGUGUUGGUGCCACUGAAGCUAGCUUCGGCACGAUGCAGGUGCAUUUUGUAACAGUACUAAAGCUAAGUUCUUGCCAUGUAAAAACCUGGUGUUGUUGAGCUGUAGCGUUUGAAUGUCCAUUCCCGAUUCCUCAA